CUCCGCAUUCACUUGAAAACGUGCGCUGGACGCGUGCAGUUCUCAUCGAUCAGUUUCCGUUUAAAAAUACCUUCGGCUCAUCCCAUUUACCAGCUCGUUCGCUCCCUUGUGCUCGCUCGUUUGUUCCGAGAAAUGCAUCCUGCCUCGCCGCAUCAACAUCGCUCGCGUCUGCAUGUCGGCUCGCCGGGAUCGGGCCAAGUGCAGGCCUCCUCAUCAACGGAGACAUUUCCCUUGACACCGCAGCCGCAACAUCAUCAGUCGUCGUCGCAGCACACGGUUCACAUACCGCCUGCCGCCUCGCUGCCCUAUCAGGGACUCAAAACGUCGGAAAACGAUGACAUGGGCUGCGUGGAGAUAUUAGCAACGGCCAUUUCCGUGCUGAUUAUGAUUCUCACCUUUCCCAUCUCCGUGUUCAUCUGCUUCAAGGUGGUGUCCGAGUACGAGCGGGCUGUGAUCUUCCGCAUGGGUCGCCUGCGCAGCGGCGGUGCCCGUGGGCCGGGUGUCUUCUUUGUGCUGCCCUGCGUCGACGAUUACUAUCCGGUGGAUCUGCGCACCGUCUCGUUCGAUGUGCCGCCGCAGGAGGUGCUGUCCAAGGACUCGGUGACGGUGACCGUGGAUGCCGUCGUCUACUAUCGCAUCAGUGAUCCCCUCAAGGCCGUCAUUCAGGUGUACAACUACAGCCACUCGACCAGCCUGCUGGCAGCCACCACAUUGCGCAAUGUCCUGGGCACCCGCAACCUCUCCGAGCUGCUCACCGAGCGCAAGACCAUCUCGGAUACGAUGCAGAUGUCCCUGGACGAGGCAACCGAUCCCUGGGGCGUCAAGGUGGAGCGUGUGGAAAUCAAGGACGUCUCCCUGCCCACGGCAUUGCAGCGCGCCAUGGCCGCUGAGGCGGAGGCAGCUAGGGAGGCCCGCGCCAAGGUCAUUGCCGCCGAGGGCGAGAUGAAGUCAUCGCGUGCCCUCCGUGAGGCCUCCGAGAUCAUCUCGGCCAGUCCAUCGGCCCUGCAGCUGCGCUACCUGCAGACCCUUAGCAGCAUCUCCACAGAGAAGAACUCGACCAUUAUCUUCCCGCUGCCCAUGGAGCUGCUCACGCCAUUCCUCAACUCCCACAAUCAGUACCAGCAGCAGCAACAGCAGCAGCAGCAGCAGCACAACAUGCAUUCCCAUCCGCCGGCACCAUCCACCCCAUUGCAUCGCCACCAGCAUCAGCAUCAUCAGUGACGCUCAAUGUCGGUGCUGCAGCCCUAUCUGGAGGCACUGCAUCGCUGCGAGCUCAAGCGACUGCAGCGUCAGCGGCAGCAGCCAACAGACCGCAAUG
Messenger RNA from Drosophila subobscura, 1318 nucleotides. Its product is annotated as band 7 protein AGAP004871. The transcript is spliced from 4 exons. NCBI's taxonomy places the organism in Eukaryota, Metazoa, Arthropoda, Insecta, Diptera, Drosophilidae. Bases 133 to 1221 code for a protein of 362 amino acids. Gene Ontology annotation, cellular component: plasma membrane. The record is from RefSeq and is a predicted model, not a curated record.